CCCAACCCCCUCUGCGUCCUUCGCUCAUUGUUCAGCUUGUGCUAGCUAAUGUGCUAGUCAGAGGAUAGCCAAUAUUACGAAGAGGUUUAAACUUUUCAUGCAUGCAUUAAAGACAGUUUGAGUUUAAAACAAAUAUUUGAGAGCUCGUCAAAGCAACCAUGAGCAAGAGGAAAGCGCCGCAGGAAUCCCUAAAUGAGGGAAUAACAGACUUUCUUGUCGAGUUGGCCAAUUACGAGAAAAACGUCAACAGGGCAAUACACAAGUACAAUGCCUACAGGAAAGCAGCAUCUACCAUUGCCAAGUACCCUAACAAAAUCAAAAGUGGCGAAGAGGCCAAGAAACUGGAUGGUGUCGGAGCUAAAAUAGCAGAAAAGAUUGAUGAGUUCCUACAGACAGGCAAACUGCGGAAACUGGAAAAGAUCCGUAAUGAUGACACCAGCUCUUCAAUCAAUUUCCUCACCAGAGUUACUGGGAUUGGCCCUGCUGCGGCCAGGAAGUUUUUUGAUGAAGGGGUGAAGACAUUAGAAGAUUUGAAAAAGAUUGAACACAAGCUAAAUCAUCAUCAACAGAUUGGACUCAAGUAUUUUGAGGAAUUCGAGAAAAGGAUUCCACGUGCUGAAAUGGAAAAGAUGGAGACUCUUAUUCUGGGAGAGUUAGAGCAGAUCGACCCAGAAUACAUCGGAACAAUCUGUGGCAGCUACAGGAGAGGUGCAGCAUCGAGUGGUGAUAUUGAUAUUUUGCUAACCCACCCAGACUAUACCUCUCUGACUCCGAAGCAGCCCAAGCUCCUCCAUGCUGUCGUUGACCAUUUGGAGUCCAUGGGUUUUGUGACCGACACCCUGUCCAAAGGAGACACCAAAUUCAUGGGAGUCUGCCAGCUGCAGCAGAGCGAUGAAGAUGAAGAUGAGGAAGAAUACCUUCACAGGCGUAUUGAUAUUAGGUUAAUUCCUAAAGACCAGUACUACUGUGGAGUUCUGUAUUUCACUGGAAGUGAUAUCUUCAAUAAAAACAUGAGAACACACGCUCUGGAGAAGGGCUUCACUCUUAAUGAGUACACCAUACGACCACUUGGAGUCACUGGUGUGGCAGGAGAGCCUCUGUUGGUGGAUAGUGAGAGAGACAUCUUUGAAUACAUCCACUACAAAUACAGAGAGCCAAAGGACCGCAGCGAGUGAAGCAAAGGACAGCUCACAGUUACAUCUGUUACAGCACUCCUGCAAAUGAAUACAGAAACAUGUUUACAAACGUGUGUACAAUUCAUCUAUGUUAUCAAAAAGAAAACAACUGUGAAGUCAUUUGAUUGUUUGUUUUGAACUUUUAUAUCUAUCUUAAAUUGAAACCAUUAACAUUUUAAUCUAAAACAAGAAAGUUAAGUGGUUUUUAACUCGGUUUAAGUAUCCAUGGUGUAUCUAUGUGACAGCCUUUGGGCUCAAUUGUAACCAUUUUUUAAAAUCAUGCUCUCAACAGUAAUUUAUUUUUGACCACACUUGUAUAUUUAAGUUUUAAUAUGCCAAAAAUUGAUUAUACCAUAACCUCAGAAGAAAUCUAAAUGUGUACUGGCUUCUGUUGUUCAUCCAUUAUGAACAGUGAGGCAAACUAUCAUCAGGACAUUUUGCCUUUACAGGAGUGCCCUUUAGUACUUUGGCUGAGCUGUUUUAAUGUAUAGUCACACAGUCAGACAACAGAGUGGUAUUUAUGCGACUUUAUGUUAGUAGUUUAAAAAAGAUCUCAUUCAACUUGAACAUUUAAAAGUGUGUUUUAAAUCUGUGGUAUUUCUCUUCCGGUUUGGGCAAACAAUGUAAUGAUGCAAAGGCUAUUUUUUGGUAAUGGGCUUAGUUUUUGGUAAUGGACACUAAUUUGGGAGAAAAAGAUCAUACAUUUUUGGGGACAAAGGGAAUAAACAUUUUCAUUUUAGCGAUUGAUGUAUGAAAAUGACUGUUACACUGGUAGACUGUGGUUGUGUGAAAAUGAUUACAUGUGUGGUAGUAGGUCAGGAAAUUAUUGCAUCUUGAGUGUUUUUUAGGGGGGCAUUUUUAAAGCUAAAGAUAAAAGUUAUGAAUGUUGACCAGGUUACUGAAAUACUGCCACAGUGUACCCUGGUGAUAGAGAUUUUAAUCUAUAACACAAAACUUGAACAUAAAGAUCAGGACUUUGAUUCAGUUUUGUGUGUGAAUGAUUGAAAACAUUUCUGAAAAUGUUAAAAGAAAAAAACGUGGGUUUGUAAAUGGUCAACUGUUAAGUAUGUAUGAGUGAAAUAAAUGGAUAAAAAAAUAAAA
Molecule: messenger RNA, 2276 nt
Organism: Epinephelus lanceolatus (giant grouper)
Lineage: Eukaryota; Metazoa; Chordata; Actinopteri; Perciformes; Serranidae
Gene: polb
Product: polymerase (DNA directed), beta
Biological process (GO): double-strand break repair via nonhomologous end joining; base-excision repair
Cellular component (GO): nucleus
Molecular function (GO): DNA binding; DNA-directed DNA polymerase activity
Source: RefSeq, a predicted model, not a curated record